This is a messenger RNA of Cuscuta campestris, 1977 nucleotides long. NCBI's taxonomy places the organism in Eukaryota, Viridiplantae, Streptophyta, Magnoliopsida, Solanales, Convolvulaceae. The record is from the annotation of a GenBank genome assembly.
AAGUGAUAAAAUGUAUCUAGCAAUAUAUUAUCACCCCCAAGUUAUAGAUAUAAAGCUCUUGGAACAAUUCUUCAACCACAUAUCUCAUUUGCAUAACUCUCUCCCAUUAUCACUAAUAUCUUAAUUUAACACAAGGAAACUACUAUCCAUGCCACUACAAAGGUUGGAUGUUACUUUAUUUGGUGAGUAUGUUGACGUGCUUAAAAGCUUCUUUCGACACGCGCCAUUAGAACAUGCGGUGAUAGUCAUUCAGUAUGCUAAGGUCAAGAUGUUUCAAGGAAAUUAUAUUCUACAAAAUGUAAUGUAUGGUACACGUCUUCUGUUGAAUCCGGAAAUAAACGUCGUUAUUGCUUUCAGACAGAGGACUCUUGGCGGUUCUUCUCAACCUCAGCCUGUUAGGUUAUCAUGUGAUAACAUUAUGAGUUCAGACCAAAAUGACUUCCUCGAUACGAGCAAAACAAGGGUGAUUGCUAACCUGAAGGAGUGUAAUGAGGAUGGAUCGUAUGUGGUGUACGGGACUAUCGUUGCGGUAAACAAUGAGAGCGAUUGGUGGUAUUUAGCAUGUAAGUGUAACAGAGCUGCUAAACCUGAUGGUGCAAUGUACUACUGUGUGCACUGCUCAAGUCGUGUUUUCAAGGUCACCCCGAGAUAUCUUAUCAAGCUGUCUGUUAAAGAUGAUUCUGGAACAACCACAUUUCUUUUAUUUGACCGUGAGGCGUCCAAUAUUUUGAAUAUAUCCUGUGCAGAAUUGAUGGAAAAAUGUGAUUUGGAUGGAAGUUUUGAAAAUCCAAAAGAGUUUGAUGACCUCUUGCUUGGGAAGACGUAUAUUUUCAAAGUUGAGGAUGGAGAGUAUGCAGUCUAUGGUCCCAUCAAAGGUGUGGAUGGUGGAGCUGAUUGGUUCAUGCCAACGUGUAGGUGUGGAUCGGAAGUGAUUCCACGGAAUGGCUUUUACUACUGCAGCGACUGUAAUAAAUGUGUUGUGAACGUGAUUCCAAGUAGGCAGAAUAAUUCUUCGGCUAUUGACAUAAGUUUAGUUGAGGAUUUGAAGUAUAUGAUAGAUGAACAUAAUGUUUUGGCACAGAGUUUCAGAAGAGCUAGAGAUUUCGUGCAUAGUGAGCCCACAUCUACUUUGUCUAUGAGGCUUUUGAUAAGUAGAUCUAGAGACUCGAGAAAUUAUAAUAUCCCCACAGCGGACGAAGUUGCAGCUCUAAUAGUUGGAGAUUUUGAUUCAUCUAAUGAAGAAAGGGACAUCAUCGUCGCAAAAAGAAAUGGAUUCUUGCAGCAAAUCAAUGAGACACACCCCACGUUCAUACCUCUUCAGUACCCUUUGUUGUUUCCCUUUGGGGAAGACGGAUAUCAUGAAAAUAUCUGUAUAAGAGAAUCAUUUUUCCUGCAAAACAAUGUAAAGCAUCCAAAUGUAUCAGCGAGAGAAUUUGUUGCAUAUCGUAUACAAGAAAGGGAAAAUGAUGGUGGCAUUUUGUUGCUUGCACGAAGAUUGUACUUACAAUUUCUGGUAGAUGCUUACACGAUCGUUGAGGCACAGAGAAUCCAGUGGGUAAAGUUAAACCAAGAUCAAUUAAGGGGAGCAAUUAUGAGUGGCAUACUAGAAGCUGUGAUUAGAGUUACGCAAUCUAAAUCUGACGAUGCUCAUAAUGAGGUGCGUGAUGAGACAGAGAAAUACUAUGAUUGUCGUUACGUCUCUGCAUGUGAAGCAUCUUGGAGAAUCCUGUCUUUUGAUAUACAUCACAGAUGGCCAGCAGUAUUGAGGUUGAAUUUCCAUCUCGCAGGACAGAAAUUUGUCACUUUUAAGGAGCAACAAAAAUUGAAAGAUGUUGCCAGACAAAAUCUUUACAAGCCUUCAAUGUUUGAGGCUUAGAUGGUUUCCAAUUCAAAGUACAAAGCGGGGGAAAAUUUAACGGCACUACUAGCACCCACACUCGAAGUUGUAGAGAUGGUAAAUGAAUUUGUCUUAUCCCU